AUAAGUUUGAGUGAGGUGCCCAUGACAAGUCUGUAGUGCUGUACAUAGUCGAGAGUCUAGACUUUCCUACUUGGGUGGACCACCUGGCAACUGCCAAGAUUAAGAGACCUCCAUAGAACCACCAACAACUCAAUCAACUCACCUGACUCCUGAAAACCAUCCGAAACCAGAUCGACUGUCUCUUGAUACUCAAAUCUUCUAGAAGGAACGAAACAGCUCGGACAUCGGACAUCAAGGUUUUUUAACGAGCCCACUUUCACAACAGCACACUUCUGUUAUCCUCGACAGUUACCAAAGGAGAUGGGCGGGAAAGAUCUAACGCCGUUCGGGAAUGCCUUAGCCGGAGCGAUCGGAGGGGUGAUCUCGAACGCGGUCGUGUACCCAUUGGACACCGUCAAGACCAAGAUCCAAGCCCAGACUGACGAACUCGUGUCGGAAAAGGACAGCCUUCCAAGCCCACAACUCAAGCGUCCAAAUGCCCCUAAUCGACUGCCGGCAGCCUGCCGCUCAACCGCCUUCCAGGUCGUCCUCCAAGUCCUCAAGUCGCAGGGUAUCGGCGGAUUUUAUCGCGGCUUCUUGGCUAGUAUGCUCAACACAUUCUCAAUGCAGUUCGCUUAUUUCUAUUGGUACAUGGUCGUAAGGAAGACUUACACUACAAGGGUCCUUCCCAAAUCAUCCGGAGCCGGUCCUUCUAAAGCACCGAACCUAAGCAUCAUAACUGAAUUGUCCUUGGGAGCCCUAGCAGGAGCGAUUGCCCAAAUCUUCACGAUCCCAGUCUCAGUCGUUGCGACCCGACAGCAACUAGACAACUCGAAAACCGGAGGAAAAUCCUUACUGACCACCGCCUCAGAGAUCAUCCGCGACGAUGGGCCGACGGGAUUGUGGCGAGGGCUCAAGCCAUCCUUGGUCUUGACCGUCAACCCAGCGAUCACCUAUGGGAGCUUCGAACGCUUGAAGCUGAUCGUCUUGGGGCCUGAGGGCAAGAUGACCCCUGGAAAAGCCUUCUGGAUGGGCGCCCUCAGCAAAACUCUCGCCACUGUGAUCACUUAUCCUUAUAUUAUGGCCAAGGUCAGGCUUCAGGCUAAGUACGAUACGCCUACCUCCGACGAUCAUUCUCAAGCAUCCGAAAAAUCUUCGCCUUCUAAGAAACUUCCUCCUCCAAAGGAACGUUACUCUGGGGCAAUCGACGUCUUGAGACAAGUUUAUGCCGAGAAAGGUUGUUCGGGAUGGUAUCAGGGCAUGCAAGCUCAAAUCAUGAAGGCCGUCCUGUCUCAAGCAUUACUAUUUGGAAUCAAAGACAUCCUCGAAGAUUACACCGUCCUGCUCCUCAUCCUAGCCUCCAACUUACGAAAAACUCAGUUAUCUAAAUUACCAAAGUAGUUAUCCAACAUUCAUCUCUACACCCCAAUCAUUUCGAUCCCCUCUCUCCCUUCCUUCUCCCGCAAAGCUGCACUCUCUCUUUCGCUUUCUCUUAUAGGUAUAGUCAUUCAAUUAGAUCUCAUGGCAAGUUCAAGCAAAAAAAAAAACAAAGAUUCAAAAU
Molecule: messenger RNA, 1540 nt
Organism: Puccinia graminis f. sp. tritici CRL 75-36-700-3
Lineage: Eukaryota; Fungi; Basidiomycota; Pucciniomycetes; Pucciniales; Pucciniaceae
Exons: 4
Coding region: 301-1380 (359 amino acids)
Source: RefSeq, a predicted model, not a curated record